Mus musculus (house mouse) is the source of this 19689-nucleotide messenger RNA. RefSeq names its product folliculin interacting protein 2 (gene Fnip2). NCBI's taxonomy places the organism in Eukaryota, Metazoa, Chordata, Mammalia, Rodentia, Muridae. The transcript is spliced from 17 exons. Gene Ontology annotation, molecular function: ATPase inhibitor activity; protein-folding chaperone binding. Bases 12925 to 16275 code for a protein of 1116 amino acids. The record is from RefSeq and is a predicted model, not a curated record. Gene Ontology annotation, biological process: negative regulation of transcription by RNA polymerase II; positive regulation of TORC1 signaling; positive regulation of protein-containing complex assembly. Gene Ontology annotation, cellular component: FNIP-folliculin RagC/D GAP; cytosol; lysosomal membrane.
CUCCCAAGUGCUGGGAUUAAAGGCGUGCGCCACCAUGCCCGGCUUGCUAAGAAUAUUUACAACUGCCUUCUAUAUUUCAGGAACUGUGCUAGAGUCUAGCACGAGACUGUGAAGUGAGACAUGGCGUACUUUCAGGGAGCUAGAGUUAACAAACCAACAGAAAACUCACACUCCUAUUAAGUACUGACAGUGUGAUCCUUGUCGGUUCACCUGUUCUCUGCAGUGUGUUUGUAACCCUCUGGGGUGAUAGCCCAUCCCUGUACACACAAUGUUCACUGUAUAGGUUUAUCAUCCAUCUCACGGCUAAAUUUUUCAGUUCCCUUGUCAUGUGAUUUUCGUUAUUAUGGCAUGUAAGUCUGGUGAAUAAGAAGAUCCAGCAAAUAGGGGUACCGAUUCCUCUCAGUUCUGUUUGCGUAGGGGUUGGAGAGACAGGCAGCUUCCUCCCAAGUCACUGGUAACUUUGGACCCUGCGUUUCAGCCAUCAACAUCCGCUACUCACCAGGCAUUGGACCUCCUUUUCAUUUCUCUCUGGUCUUGGUGACGGAAGCUGGAAGUGGAAAGCGGCAAAUCACUUGCCAUCAUUGUGGCUUGGAAUCUGUGCCUCCCAGCUCAGUACAAUGGCAACACACAGCUGGGGCUACUCCAAAUGUGUCUAAUCUGAGUGGAGAUGACCUCUAAACCACUGAGGUAUGGUGACAUGCUGUAGUCCCUGGACUUCAGAGGCUGAAGUGGGAGGAUUGUUGAGGCCAGUCUGGUUUAAAGACUAAUCAGUCGAUUUCAGAUGUGGUCCAUGUUCUCGAGAAAUCUGUUACCUAGCUCCGGAAUUCAGAAAGGACAUCAUGACAUCGCCGUGGGGUGAGAUGGGAAGAGAGUGAUGCUUAACAGUGGCAGCUGGAGCACUAAUGCUGGUGGAGGAGGUGACAUCCAAGGCUUGCUGUCAGUGGACACCACCUCACACCUGCCUUUAUGACAGUCCUGCACAGUCCAAAUGUCCUUGCAAAAGUAAGACCCUGGACAAGAGAAGACUGAGACUGACUUCUAAGGUACACAUGCCACAUGCUGUGGAGGAAGAGUUGAGGCCCAGUUAUAGCUAGGCAGUUCUGAGCUCUAAGAAGCAGAUCUUUCCAAGUCCAUUCUGUCUUCCUGAGGAGGAUGUUGGAGCAUUUUUUUCAGGACAGGGCCAUUGUGGGAAAUUCUAACCAAGUGAACGAUCUUGGUUUCUUCCUAGUGAGGUUACAAGGUCUGGCUUGGAAAGUUACUUGGAAGAUGUUUUAGACAGAAGAUUUGGUGUAGUUACAGGUGUUAAAAUUGUGGUCUAAGGGGCCUUUGUCAGUGGAAGAGACGAUUUGGAAGCUAAUUAUUUCAUAGUUAUAAUUCUCUACCUUGUAUUAAUUUAUUCUGCAGUUUACUGUUCUCUGUGGACUUUGCAGAAUCUAUUUUAGAUUGUGCAAUUUCUUGGAGAUUCCAGAGAACCGGCUGCAUUUUGUGAGGUUGGAAUUGAAGUGAGGAGGUGACUGAUUUUAGUAAGAUCAUCUGCCAGGUGUUGUCGCCUUCGUGUUGUGUGAAUCUCAGGCCGUCCUCUCUGAGCUGUCAGCACACAAACGGUGUGUACUCUGGGCCUUGUGCAGACAGACAGACAGCACAUCCCAUUAGUCUGCAGCCCCAGAAGUUUUCAGAGGGUUUCUCAGCUGCUCACAUGCAGUAUUUCAAAGCCCUUAGAGCUGGAUAGAGUCAGAGCUGAGCAGACUAAGACUAGGGAUGUUUGAGUAGUCUCCUGAGUCGCGUGGACAGUGAGUAACUGGGGCCAGAACGAGGUGUGCCUGUCUUCUUGCCCAGCCUUCUGUCCCCGGUGUGACCAGCAGGGCCCCAUGAGCUGGCCCCUCCCCUCUGCAUGCUCAGAUGCCUCCUGGGUUCCCGGUACUCAGGCACCAUGAGGCACUUACUCAGAUGUGUCUGCUGAGUCACAGUUCAACAUCCUUUUCCUUGCUUUCCCUUCUCAUAAAUUGAUUUCUACAUAUUCGUAAGCAGCAGAUGUAGCUUUUUUUUUCUACUAGAACCUAAAGAAUGUUGAGUCUUUCUUAAUUAGUCAUGCAUUUGUUACAUAGGAAGCUUUUAAUUUAAAUUUAAUUUAAUUUAGUUUUUUGUUUUUUUCGAGACAGGGUCUCUCUGUGGAGCCCUUGCUGUCCUGGAACUCACUCUGUAGACCAGGCUAGCCUCAAACUCAGAAGUCCGCCUGCCUCUGCCUCCCGAGUGCUGGGAUUAAAGGUGUGCGCCACCACUGCCUGGCUUAGUUUUAAUUUUGUUUUGAUAUAAAUCAUGGUUGUUACCCAUCAAUCUAAAAUAGAAAGAAGACAAGAGAGAGUCAUCUUUUAACAGAUACUUAUUUUAUUAAUGUGUGUGUGUGUGUUUAAAUUUAGUUACUUGUUCAGUUGGUUUUGAGACAGGGUCUUAUGUAACCUACCUGGUCUACAUAGUGUCUUAGUCAGGGUUUCUAUUCCUGCACAAACAUCAUGACCAAGAAGCAAGUUGGGGAGGAAAGGGUUUAUUCAGCUUACACUUCCAUACUGCUGUUCAUCACCAAGGAAGUCAGGACUGGUACUCAAGCAGGUCAGGAAGCAGGAGCUGAUGCAGAGGCCAUGGAGGGAUGUUCUUUACUGGCUUGCUUCCCCUGGCUUGCUCAGCCUGCUCUCUUAUAGAACCAAGACUACCAGCCCAGAGAUGGCACUGCCCACAAGGGGCCUUUCCCUAUUGAUCACUAAUUGAGAAAAUGCCUUACAGUUGGAUCUCAUGGAGGCAUUUCCUCAACUGAAGCUCCUUUCUCUGUGAUAACCCCAGUUGUGUCAAGUUGACACAAAACUAGCCAGUAUGAUUGACCCCUUGUCAAUUUGACACACAAACACAUCACUAGUAAGCCUCAACCCUUACAUUCUUAUUCAUCCCCAAGAUCUAAACAACUGUAAAAGCCCCACAGUCUUUACAUAUUCUUAAAAUCCAAAGUCUUUUUAAAAUUAAAAGUCUCUUAACUGUGGGCUCCACUAAAAUAUUUUCUUCCUUCAAGAGGGAAAAUAUCAGGGCACAGUCAUAAUCAAAAGCAAAAAUCAAUCUCCAACCGUCCGAUGUCUGGGAUCCAACUCACGAUCUUCUGGGCUCCUCCAAGGGCUUGGGUCACUUCUCCAGCCAUGCCCUUUGUAGCACGCACAUUGUUUUCUAGGCUUCAGCUGCCUGUACUGCACUGCUGCUGCUGUUAUUGGUGAUCAUCUCAUGAUACUGGCAUCUCCAAAAUGCUACUGUCUUCCACUGUAACUUGGCUUCAACAAUAGCCUCUCAUAGGCUCUCUUCAUGGUGCCAAGCCUCAACUCCUUUGCAUGACCCCUUCAGUCCUGGGCCAUCAAUUGCAACUGAGGCUGCACCUUCACCAAUGGCCUUCCCUGACCUCUCACGGUGCCGAGCCUCAGCUGCUUUGCGUGACCCCUUCAUGCCUUCAAAACCAGUACCACCUGGGUAACUCUUACACAUUACUAAGUCCAGCCACAGCCCAAGGUACAACCUUGGCCUCUGUGCUCUCCUAAAACACUUCUCAGAAGAUGUCACCUCAGUGAUGCUGGUCUCUUCUUAAUCACGGCUAAUUUCUUAGCUCCAGCUAACCAGCAUCAAUAGUCCCAGUAAUGCAAAGGCUUCACUCUAGUGGUUCUGGUAUCUUGUUAAUCACAGCUGAUUCUUCAGCCUCAGCUAACCAGAACCACAGAAUCUUCACAAUCAAAACAGCAAUGGCCCUGAAAAGCGUCUUUAAUCUUCCCUUGAAAUUUCACAAGCCAGGCCUCCAUCUUCUGCACUGUUCUCAGCAUUAUCUUCCAAGCUCCUAUACAACAUCCCACAGAGCCCUUUUAACACCAAAUGGAUCCUCUAGCCCAAAGUUCCAAAGUCCUUCCACAGUCCUCCCCAAAACAUGGUCAGGUUGUCACAGGAAUACCCCACUCUGCUGGUACCAAUUUGUCUUAGUCAGGGUUUCUAUUCCUGCACAAACAUCAUGACCAAGAAGCAAGUUGGGGAGGAAAGGGUUUAUUCAGCUUACAAUUCCAUACUGCUGUUCAUCACCAAGGAAGUCAGGACUGGAGCUUAAGCAGGUCAGGAAGCAGGAGCUGAUGCAGAGGCCAUGGAGGGAUGUUCUUUACUGGCUUGCUCAGCCUGUUCUCUUAUAGAACCAAGACUAUCAGCCCAGAGAUGGUCCCAUCCACAAGGGGCCUUUCCCUCUUGAUCACUAAUUGAGAAAAUGCCUUACAGUUGGAUCUCAUGGAGGCAUUUCCUCAACUGAAGCUCCUUUCUCUCUGAUAACUCCAGCUGUGUCAAGUUGACACGAAACUAGCCAGUAUAACAUAGUGAGCCCCUAUACCAAAACUUAGUGCAUAUUUUUGGCACAUAGCUGCUUAGCACUUGAGAGGUGGAUGGUGCGGGAUCAUGCAUUCAGGUCAUCCUUGCUCGAGGCUGGUCUGGGAUAUAUGAGAUCUUGCCUCCAAAAGCCAGAAGAAAAACAAGCACUAAAUAAAACACCCAAACACCCUCAGAGUUCAGCGCUGGAGCUCUAGCUCCGGCAACACCCUGAGUGCUAUCCCUGCCCCCAAGUUAAAAAUGUAAGAGAGGCCUUUCCACAAAAAGUCUCUUUUUCAGGGAGACUCAGGAACAGAUCUAAUGUGGGCCAGGUGUGUGGAGCACAAGACAUAUGAGGAAGUACAGAGGAUUGUGAAAAAUAAGGCUUACCACAGAGGUCCUCCCUGCUGAUCCAACAUGGCUAAAACUUAGCUGUGGUUAGAGCAUGUGAAAUGAGGCUUCUGGGUGCUGCAUGUCUUAUGACCCUGGCCAUAUAUAGCUCUCUGCAGUGCAUGCUCUGUAAGGAGCUACAGGGUGCAAAGGAUUUGUGGAGAAGUUAAUUGUUAUAGCUUUACAUCCAAAUAAAAGAGAAGCAGGGGUUCUGAAAAAUUCUUGUGUAAGUCCAUUUCCAAACCUAUUUUCUCCAGAUGAUAAGAUUCUGGUAAGAAUAAUUUAGUGUUGACCAUGGCAGCACAUGGCAGUACAUACCUGUAUUGAGGAGAGGGAGGCAUAAGGAUCAGAAAAUUCAGAGUCAUCCUUGGCUACAUAGAACAUUUGAGGACAGCCUGGGGUAUAUAAGGUGCUGGUCGUUCCCCCCUGCCCCCCAAGAAAAGAAUGUCUACAAAUGCUCUUCAGAGUUCCAGAUACCUCUGCUUGCAACUGUGUGCUCUGCUCAUAUGAUUUUUAGGAAAUGAGAGACCUGUGAAUGAUUUCAGACGUGAUGGCCUCAAUCCAACAAUAGCUUAGCUUCCAAAGUUCUAAAUAGGACUGGACUAUUGAUGCCUUUACUAAGGUCCAAAUCUGGUGACAACCUGCAGACAUCAGAGUUAAAUUUUAAAAGUUAUGUAAUGCUUGUUGCUAAUGUUUUCCGAUGGUUGAUAACCUUUUUUUUAAUAUAUAUUUAAUGUGUAUGAGUGUUUUGCUCAAAUGUAUGUAUGUGCAUCAUGUGUGUGCCUGGUGCCUUCGGAAGGCAGAGGAGGACAUUGAAUCCCCUGAAGUUGGAAUUGUGAAUGGUUGUGAGCCACCGUGUGGGUCUUUUAUGAGAGCAAGUGCUUAUAACCACAGAGCUGUCUCUUUAGUCAUGUAACUGUUGAUAAUCUUAAAUUAAGUAUGGCUGUCAUUAAUUUUACCCAAACAGAGGAAUCAGCUACAACAUUAUACAUAAGAAAGAAAGACUGUAUUUGAGGUCUCUGAUACUGGACCUCAUAGGAAAAAAAGCAAAAACUAAAAAAACAAACAAAACAUUGAAAGACUAUCUUUUUUAAAAAUUUAUUUUAUUUAUAUAAGUACGCUGUAGCUGUCUUCAGACACACCAGAAGAGGGCAUCAGAUCCCAUUACAGAUGGUUGUAAGCUACCAUGUGGUUGCUGGGAAUUGACCUCAGGAUCUUGGAAGAGCAGUCAGUGCUCUUAACGGUUGAGCCAACUCUCCAGCCCGAAAGUCUUAUCUUAAUGCUUGCAGAGAGAGCUAGUUAUUUUUCUCAGACAGUGCCCCUUAGGACAGUGAGACUACAGGCAUGGGACAACCUCCUAUUGCUUUCUCUUGUUACAACUACAUUUUAUCACAGCUCUUAUCAGGGCUACUGUUUGACUCAUAGGCUGGGGAACCCCUGCAACCUUCUCGCCUCCCCUCUUUCUGUGCUGUCAGCAGGCAGCCACUUCCUCAGAUAACCUUUGAAUAGCAUUUUUUAAAAGGUAAUGUGAAUAGUUUAAAAUUUUCCCAAGAGAGUGAGAUGCUUCAGAGGGUAAAGACACUUGCCACUGAGCCUGAGGACCCAGGUUCGAUCCCAUAUGGUAGAAGUAUAGAACCAGUUCUGACCUCCAGGCACAGUACUCCACCACACCUGCAGGCACACACACAACAUGUUUAUAAUUAAGCAGUGUUUUCCCCGUGUGGAUUGUUUUGCUCCUUAGCAUUAAAGAAGAGCAGUGAGAGCCUGCACCCUACCCACCUAGCUGAGUGCCAGGCUGGGCAGUCAAGUGGCAGCAGGAUGGACAUCCAUCCCAUGGUGUACUUGGCUCCUGCACAGGGGAUGUUUACAGGUGAGCAGGGCAGGGUUCAUGGCAAGGUGUCUGAUAAGAGACUCAGUCACCCACAGAGCAUAUGACUGGGGCCUUGUCCUCAGAGCUAACUUAGAAUCCAAACAUUCUAAGUGGCAAAGGAUUCAAGGUAAUAGAAAACAUUUGGCUCAAUGCAGUAAUCUCUGGUGGUUUGUACAGAUGGUCACACCCAGGUGGGUACCUCUUGACAGAACAGUGUGAGGAUGCUCAUGAGUGAGCCUAACGCUCACCCAGGGCAAGUUAUGGCCUGGCCACUGAUGAAUCACAAGCUUUGGCUUCUUUCCUUCCUUCUCUCACUCGUUCAUUUUCUUCUCUCUCCCUUCCUCUCCUACCACACCUUUCUCUGCUCUCCUUUGUCUGCUCUGAGUUUCUGACUCCCUCUUGCCCUCCAUCCUCUCUCCUCCCCUCUCUUUUCUUCAUGAUGCUGGAAACUGCACUACCAGGCAAGUGGGCUAGCUCUAGCUCUACGCUACAUACUCUACACUCAGUGUGUCUUUAAUUUUUGAAACAAGAUCUCAGUAAGUUGCCUCACUAUAUAGAACAUGGAGGCCUUACACUCAUCAUCCCCCUGCCUCAGUCUCUUGGGCAGCUGUGAUUACAGGUGCACGGCCAUGCACAGCUGUUUUUUCCCUUCCCUGUGUUUGGUUCUCUCUGUCUGUUAAAAGGCCGUAUCACUACUGCCCACUUCCUGUGAUUGAGAGAAACCCAGGGAACAAUGCCUGGCAUGCAAAAUAAGCACUCCAUGAAUCUAGCUAACUAUUAUCUGUGCUGGACAACCGAGUUUGUAAAUGUUGCCAAAUUUCCUGACUGUCAUGCUUGUCUGACGAGUGCAGCUAAUAUCGGGUGUGUUUUGGCACAGAUAGGCAGGGGUAUUAUUUUAUUACACACUGAGUGGGCCUUGUGAGGAUGAGCUGCUGUUGAGUCGCUACCGACUACUUCUGACCACAUUUCUGACCAACCUGGUUCCAGUCUUCAAUCUGGCUCUGAAGCCCUUCGCCUAAAGCACACUACAGCAAAAAGGUCUUCCACUCCCUAACCUUAGUCCGCUUGCUGUAGGCCGGCAUGAGAUCUUCCUUUCUUUCUCCUUUUCUCGUUUCUUUUCUUUCUUGAGUCUCUUGUAGCCCAUGUUGGCCUCAAACUAUAUAACUGAGGAUGGCCUUGAACUCUUUUUUUUUUUGUUUUUUUUUGUUUUUUGAGACAGGGUUUCUCUGUGUAGCCCUGGCUAUCCUGGAACUCACUCUGUAGACCAGGCUGGCCUCGAACUCAGAAAUCUGCCUGCCUCUGCCUCCUGAGUGCUGGGAUUAAAGGCGGGCCUUGAACUCUUGAUCUUCUUGCUUCUACUACCUCUGGGGUGCUGGGAUUACAGGUCUGUGCCAUGAGUGUUAGGUUUUGUUUUUUCUUGAGACAGGGUCUUAUGUAACUCAAGAUACUUGCUGACAUCACACGUAUUUGCUUUGUAGCCCGGGAUGACCUUGAACUGGUUUGGUGUGUGUGCACGUAUUCAGUUGUCUUUGUCAGCUACUUUCUACCUUGUUUUGGGUAGGCCAGCGAGGCCUGGGCGUCUCCCCGUGUAUGUGUCCGCAGUGCUGAGAUUUCAGGCGUGCAUUGCUGUGCCUGGCUUUAUAAGGAUGCUGAGACUGGAGCUUAGGCACUCAUCCUUGCCCAGCAAGCACUUCACUGGCUGAACCAUCUCUACAGCCAUAGCCUUGGCUGUCUGACCUCUCAAGUGCUGAGAUAAUAGAUGUGUGCUACCACACCUGGUGUUCCCUUUUAAAAUUUCAAUACACUGCAUUCUGCAUUAUAAUAUGCAGAAAACUACAUAUUUUACUUAGUUAAUGCUUAGAUCUCCAAUAUUGAGAUCAAGAAACGCGCUUUUAAUACUCUCAAGUCUGCUCAUAGACACCACAUUUUGAAAAAUCACAGCUAUGGCAUCAGUUGUCUGGAGAUGAACGAGAGAAAGACACAGCAAAGGGUUGCAUGUGAUACUGUGGCCUGAGGUUUUGUUUGUUUCUCGUGAUGAUAGGGUGAAUUGGUAGAGAAGGAUUGUUUAAGUGGGUUAUUAGAUGUGGGUACACUGCAGGAGCUGGGCCAGGUUUUAGGUUUUUCUUCUCUUCUCUAACCCAUUCCUCAGUUGUGGCUUUUGAGUUGGGUUUUCAUUCUGUAUAAUGUAUUGUGAACACUGCUUCCCCUUUUGCAGUGUGAGGUUAGAGAGAUACGGAAAUGCACCAGUACUUAGCCCGAAGCUUUCCUGCCUUGAAUUCUCCUUACUCUUCAUCAGGUGUGGAAACUCACAGUCCCCUGGUGUCCAGUCUUAGAGUUCAGGUGGUCCUGCAGCAGUGGACUGAAUGGUUGUGGAGAAGACUCCAUGUAUGACAGGAAACAGUGCUGUGGACGGUCAGAGAUUCUUAUUAAAGGCAGCAGGCACAUUGAGUACCAUUGCUAUCUGAGUGAUGUGCCGUUCAUUGGUAGAAACUUGCUGUUCUGUAGGGCCGCUUCAGUGCCUGGGAUUUGUGAAUGGAAACAGUGCAACAGCAGUUUAAACUCCUGAGAGGCCGGGCCUGUGUUCGGAGUAGCACAUAUAUAGCAUUUGUGAGGUCCUGGUGUCAACCCCAUCACCAAAAACUAUAACCUGUAUCCAUUCCUCUCAGAUAUUGCAGGGCUUCAUUGUACCUCAGUACUCUCUGGCCCUGCCUCCUAACAUUGGGAGUUUGCUGUGCUAUGACCCAGCCAGUGAGGCAGCAGAGGUUGCAGGCAGUGUGCUGAGCUGUGGGGUCUAGUCAGUGACUGCGGAUGAUUUUAGGUACUCUUUCUUUUCUGUAAUGUGUGGGUGAGCUUUGUGAGGAAGAUAGGGAAGGGCCAUGAGUAGGGCUACAAAUAAAACUGGUGGUGGCGCACGCCUUUAAUCCCAGCACUCAGGAGGCAGAGGCAGGCGGAUUUCUGAGUUCAAGGCCAGCCUGGUCUACAGAGUGAGUUCCAGGACAGCCAGGGGUACACAGAGAAACCCUGUCUCGAAAAAACCAAAAAAAAAAAAAAAAAAAAAACCUGGUGAUAAUUGUGGUAUGUGUGGUUUUAGCAUUUGAGUAGAGUACCCAGUGCGAUUACACGCCACGGGGUGAGGACCUGUGUAAGCGGGUUGUUCCAUUUCAGGAGGAAGAUGACUUAAACAGAGCAGUGCUGGGCUCAGGAGACUCAGUAUACCUUUUCUUACCUCUGUCUGCCCUGGGAGCCUUCUCAUCUCUCAGAAGGACGGUUGUGGUGAUACAGUUGUCUUUCAUUUACUGCAGAAAUUUGAAGACGUAUUGAAAUAUGAGACAAUUUGGGGUAGAAAAGAGACUUCAAAGUCAAGUAUGAUAGUGUGUUUUUUGUAUUCUAUUUAUUUCAUCAGAUUUUGAAUUACAGAAUUAAAGAUUAAGGAACAUAGAGAGGAAAUACUGCUUUCACAUUUUUUUGUAAGUUUUGAUGUCUUUUCUCAUAAGAUAUGAUGUGAGUUAUAUUGAUUGGAACGACCACAAGAUCUCGAAGCCUCUGUGGGACCUUUGGGGUAGGGGGAGGUUGCAGUAUCCCAGACAUCAGCCUGCCACAGAGACAUACUGCUUGUUGCAGGUAGAUUUGAAUCAAAGCUUUAAUGCAACUGUGGAACGCUUGCUAAGCCACUCAGAAGUGUCUAUACCAGAGGUAGAAAUCUCUCUGUGGUUCAAAGAAGAGUCCCAAGGCCCACUUUUCAUAUGCCAAGAGUUUAUAAUCUCCUAAACAUCCUACAGGAUACUAUAGAAAAAUAAGCAUGUAGUAGGUAUUAAAGUGUGCUUAAAGUUAUUAUAGAAGAACUCAGAGGACAGAGGCCUGGGUCAUAUGGCAGAGUCCCAGUGGGGACAGACAGUUACUGUGUAAGGGACUGGCUCUCAGGAGCGCGGUUCCUUUAGUUUCUGUUUGAGAGAAUCCCAUCCAGGUACAGUCAGAUCCUUAUCCAGAUGUCAUCUGGGAGCAUGCCUCUUUUUGUCCGUUAUUCUUGUUUUAAUUUAUAUGUGUGUGGAUCUUGGAUAAGGGAUAAAAUAGGUAUAUUUAUGACAUUAUUUGGAAUUACUUUGGAAAUAGCAGUUUUGUGGCUAAACUACUAAGUAUGUGUAUAAUGUUGAAAAAGAAUGUCAUGACAGCUGGCGGUAUAGUACAAUGGUUAGAAUACUUGCCUAGCAUGUAUAAAGCCCUGGGUUCUAUCUUAGUAUACCUCCCCUCUUUAAAAAAAAAAGUGUUUUAUGAUCCUUCCUUACAUACUAGUUAAGUCCAGAUUGAAGUUUUAAGCCAAAAUAUCAUUUAUUUUAUUAUUACUAUUUUUUAAAGGCAGUCUCGUGCACCUCAGGCUGCUCUCAGACGGUCUCUGCAUCCCUAGUGCUGAGACCGGUGUGCUUUACCACUCAGUUUGUGAGGUGCUGGGGACUAAAUGUCAGGCCUCAGGCAUGCUAGCCAAACCAAAUCAGCCCCCAAAUUCAUUUUUUAUACAAAAAGUGAGAUGCAUUUCUCUAACACAUCUGUAUAGAAUUCAGGAUUUGAGCCCUUUUUGUUGUUUGCUUGUUUGAGGCAGAGUUUCUCUGUGUAACAGACCCUGGCUGUCCUGUACUCGAUUUGUAGCCUAGGCUGGCCUUGAACUCACAGAGAUCUAUCUGCCCAUCUCCCAGUGCUAGGAUUAAAGGUGUGUGCCAUCCUCCCACCUGCACUUCCCACCUACCCCUGCAGUUUAUGCCAUAUUUAAAGCAUUGUCCUGUCAGUCUUGCGCCUGCCCUCUCAUUUCUUCUGCAAGUUUGGUCUGAGCAUCAGAUGACUGGGAGAUGCUGUAGGCCAUUUGUGUCCUCCAGCUGUCCUGUCCCUUAAACUGGAACUAAUUUUCAUAAUAUUUGGAUGUUCCCUGUUUGUUUGUUUUUUUUUUGUUUUUGUUUUUUUUGAGUUAUUUUAGACAGUUGAAAGGUAAAAAAGAACCCAUGGCCAGUUUGUGCCCGGGGGUCAAAACUUCGUGCAAAAAGGAAUUCGUUCUCUCCUACUCUAGGUCUGUCUUCACACCAUCAGUUUAGCAGUUGCCACAGAGAAGAAAAUUCAUUGUCAUAGGUGUGUUGCAAUCUGAAACUUGGGAAGUCUUUUUUUUUUUUUUUUUUUUUUUUUUUUUUUUAAGUUCAUGGAGGGUGGCGGGUUCCGGUCCAAUGUACGGCAUGUAAAAUGUCUUAAAUCAACUGAGGUCUGGGCCUGGCAUCCCUAGUUUUCCUUACCUUAAAUUAGUGGGUAAUUUAUAAAGAUACUUUUAGGACUAAGACCAUAGAGCCAGCCAAUGGUUCACCUCACCUUAGGGAUGGACCCAGUAGUACUUUCUUCAACCUAAUUCCAGGCAAAAGGAAUUGGUAUCAUCACUCUGCUGUUGGUUUCUAGCCUUGACCUGUGUUUAGGGGAUCACCAGCUCAAAUUUAUCUCCUAACACUCCCAUAUCCAGGUGAGCUAUGUUGAUGUCAGAAGCUAGCACUGUUCUAGGGCUCUGGUAAUUCAGGGCUUUCUCAGCUUGAAUAAGCCCAGGAAUUCAAAUGCAAGAGUUAGAAGGCUUUUUACCAUCAGUUGCCUCUCAUCAUCAUUACUUUCCCCCAUCCCCACUCAUACCAUGGCCAGAGUGUGCCCCAGCUCUGCUUCUCAUCCCACACGUCUCCUUCUACAUAUUAAGAUCUCCAUUCGACUCUUGUGGGUAGCCAUCCUUCACUCACUGUGGACAGAGUUUUGCAAGGUUGUGGAGUAGAAGCUGUCAGCUGAUACUUACUCACAUGAGAACCAUUAAGAGGGUGGUGCGGCCAAUGUCAGAGCAACCUUGCAGCUGAAGGUUUACCCAGAGCCACAUGAGCUGGGCUCGUGACUAGUGAAGGCAGGGCUGCUUGUAAACUCAGCUCGAGAUGCAGAUGGUGUGAGUCAGUGCAAGCUGCUGGACCUGUUGAGUGCACUUGAGUGCAGGCGGAGAAAAAGCAGGGAGAGAUUUGUACUUGUCUACUUUAUUAUGGGUUUACUGAGAGCACAUCCGCUUCUAGAAGUCAUCCUGGGCUUCAUUUGCAUGAUGAAUGAACAUCCCUUUUUUUAAGCUCCCAAAAGAGGAAGUUAGUAGUAGCUGGGCUCACGUGCUGUGCUUGGAGGGAAAUGGUCUUUAGUCUGGAGCUGCUGCUCGUCACCGUGGCAUAUCCUUCAGAUAAUGAAGGAACUUUACAGAGUGGGCUAGUCCACACUGCUGGUCAGGAUCAACUGAAGAGCAUCUAUGCCCUCAGGAGAUGUGUGGUGGUACAGCAGACAGCACAAACUGGCCAGUAGGCCAACAGGAGUCAGCCAGAUGUCUGACCGAUACCACUUGUGGUGCUGGGAGGAUUUUCAAGACACUUGUAUGUGCAAAGAUUCCAAAAUGUGCCAGAGGAGGACGCGACACAAAUUCCACAGUGCUCAACCACAGUUGGUCGUGUUCGGAGUUUGGCUUGAGUGACAUCCGCCUGCUAGUUUACCAGGACUGUGAGAGGAGAGGCAGACAAGUCAUGUUUGACUCCAGAGCCGUUCAGAAGAUGGAAGAGGCAGCAGCUCAGUACACGAGACCAGCAUCUGAUGUCAGCAUGCUUGGGGAGAUGAUGUUUGGCUCAGUUGCAAUGAGUUACAAAGGCUCCACCCUGAAGAUACACUACAUACGAUCUCCUCCACAACUGAUGAUUAGUAAAGUCUUUUCUGCUACAAUGGGUAGCUUCUGUGGAAGUACAAAUAAUCUGCAGGACAGCUUCGAAUACAUUAACCAAGAUCCUCAGGCUGGAAAACUGAACACAAAUCAGUACAAUUUGGGUCCUUUUCGUACUGGAAGUAACCUAGGUCUGCUGCAGGUGUGCAGCGGCAAACUGCUGCAGGGGUUGUCUGAAGGAGGACCUCUCCGGCUCACCCGGAGCGCUUCUUUCUUUGCAGCACACAGCACACCUGUUGAUAUGCCAAGCAGAGGGCAGAAUGAAGACAGGGACAGCGGCAUUGCUCGAUCAGCUUCACUGAGCAGCCUUUUGAUCACGCCCUUCCCGUCUCCAAGCUCUUCUACAUCCUCUUCCAGCAGUUACCAGCGCCGCUGGCUCCGAAGUCAGACAACGAGUUUGGAAAAUGGCAUCUUUCCAAGGAGGUCAACUGAUGAGACAUUUAGCUUGGCCGAAGAAACGUGUAGCUCUAAUCCAGCUAUGGUUAGAAGGAAGAAGAUCGCCAUCAGCAUCAUCUUUUCCCUGUGUGAGAGAGAGGCCGCCCAGCGGGAUUUCCAGGACUUCUUUUUCUCCCACUUCCCCCUGUUUGAAUCUCACAUGAACAGGCUGAAGGGUGCAAUCGAAAAGGCCAUGAUCUCCUGUAGGAAGAUCUCUGAAUCAAGUCUCCGAGUCCAGUUCUAUGUGAGCCGUCUGAUGGAAGCACUGGGAGAAUUCAGAGGGACUAUCUGGAACUUAUAUUCUGUUCCAAGGAUAGCUGAACCAGUUUGGCUUACCAUGAUGUCAAACACCUUGGAGAAAAACCAACUCUGCCAGCGCUUUCUCAAGGAAUUUAUACUUCUGAUUGAACAAGUCAACAAAAACCAGUUUUUUGCUGCCUUACUGACUGCGGUGUUAACCUACCACCUGGCCUGGGUACCAACUGUCAUGCCUGUUGACCACCCUCCCAUUAAAGCCUUCUCGGAGAAGCGUACCUCUCAGUCAGUGAACAUGCUGGCCAAAACACAUCCAUAUAAUCCUCUCUGGGCGCAGCUGGGUGACCUCUAUGGAGCUAUAGGCUCUCCGGUGAGACUGACUCGCACUGUGGUGAUUGGGAAGCAGAAGGAUUUGGUCCAGCGCAUUCUUUAUGUUCUGACCUACUUUCUCCGUUGCUCUGAACUGCAAGAGAAUCAGCUGAGCUGGAGUGGAAAUCCCAGUGAGGAUGACCAGGUUAUAAAUGGGAGCAAGAUAAUAACCGCCCUGGAAAAGGGAGAGGUGGAAGAGUCUGAGUAUGUGGUAGUUACCGUGAGCAGUGAGCCUGCCCUGGUACCACCAAUCCUACCACAGGGGACAGCUGAGAGGAGGAGCCCUGAGCCUACAGUAGUAGCUGAGAUCUCGGAAGGCGUUAAUACUAGCGAACUGGGUCACAAACCUGAAAAGAACAGAUGCAAGAGGCCAGAGCAGAAUUCCGAGGCCAGUAGUAUGGGCUUCCAAGAGGCAGAACCUGACAGUUCGUGGAUACCUCAAGGCAUAUUCUGUGAGGACAAACAGAAUGACCAAGAGGCAACCCAGGAUUGUUCUUCAAGUCCUCCCAGCUGUGAGGUGCCCAGGGUAAGAAGGAGGAUGGACCAACAAACCCUCCACUCGAAGCUGCAUGGGGAGACGCUAAAGAAGCGAGCAGAGCAGUCCGCAGCCUGGCCCUGCCCAGACAGGCAUUCCCAGGAGGAUCCUCCUGUCGAAAAGGUCACUUUCCACAUUGGGAGUUCCAUCUCCCCGGAGUCUGACUUUGAAAGCCGGACCAAAAGAAUGGAGGAGCGAUUAAAGGCCUGUGGACAUUUCCAUGGGGCUAGUGCCUCUGCCAGCUCUAGCAUGGACACUGGGCUGACUCAAGAGCAGCAGGGCUCUGGGUGCUCCUUCAAAGCUGACUUUGAAAAGGACAUCACGCCUCAGGACCACUCUUCAGGGGGGGAAGGUGUCUCUGAGGACAGAGGCCUCCGGGCCAACAUGACACAUGCUGUGGGACAACUUAGCCAAGUUGAUGGCCCCCUUGCACAUUCCCUUUGUGCCGCAGAAAGUGGGCGGAGACUGCUGGAACAGACUAGAGAUGUGCAAUUAAAAGGCUACAAAGGACCUUCAUCGGAGCCUGUUCCAAACAGAUGUAGACAGCAGGGUGGCCUGCUGAUUGCUGCAGAUGUCCCCUAUGGGGAUGCCAGUGGUAAGGGCAACUACAGGAGCGAAGGAGACAUUCCCAGGAACGAGAGCUUGGAUAGUGCUCUUGGAGACAGUGAUGAUGAAGCGUGUGUCUUAGCCCUGCUAGAACUAGGUCACAGUUGUGACAGGACUGAAGAGUCCUUGGAAGUGGAGCUGCCUCUGCCAAGGUCUCAGAGCACCAGCAAGGCAAAUGUUAGAAAUUUUGGCCGCUCACUUCUGGCAGGUUACUGUGCCACGUACAUGCCUGAUCUGGUGCUGCAUGGAACCAGCAGCGAUGAGAAGCUGAAGCAGUGCCUGGCAGCUGAUCUGGUCCACACGGUGCACCAUCCAGUACUCGAUGAGCCCAUAGCCGAAGCUGUCUGUAUCAUUGCAGACACUGACAAGUGGACUGUCCAGGUGGCCACGAGUCAGCGGAAGGUGACGGACACCAUGAAGCUGGGCCAGGAUGUCUUGGUCUCCAGUCAGGUGUCCAGUUUACUUCAGUCCAUCUUACAGCUCUAUAAGCUUCACCUCCCUGCUGAUUUUUGUAUCAUGCAUCUGGAAGACAGACUGCAGGAGAUGUACCUGAAGAGUAAAAUGCUUUCAGAGUAUCUCCGGGGACACACGCGUGUGCACGUGAAAGAGCUGAGUGUGGUGCUGGGGAUCGAAUCCAAUGACCUGCCUCUGCUGACGGCCAUCGCCAGCACUCACUCUCCGUACGUGGCACAGAUCCUCUUAUAGCCGACUACAGGACAGCUCUCAUUGGAAAAUGAGACAGGAUGGAGGGUGCUCUCAGUGACGGCAGAGGCGUGAGAACACGGAGCAGGCACCCCUCGUUGUUCCUGUGGCUGCUGCCUAGUGGCUCUUACAUUGGGAAGCUUGUGUCUACUCCAUGCAGUGGGAGUUUGUGAUUGUUCAGGAACAGUCGACAUUGUCUCCCAGGAAUCAAAAGAAAGUAACCUUUCUGGCAGGAGGGAAGUGUAAGCAACACUGUCAAACUAGACAGACGUGCCCAUGCUGUUGGGUAGAAUACUGAGGGCUGACUCUGAGUAGUGGGUAACCAAUGUCUAGAACAUUCCAGAAGGAAAGUGUUUCCUGUUCAAGCGUGAGAGAGCAUGAAGAGUUGCUCUAAGAACGGGUUGUGGCUUCUAGGUCAGAGCUCUUCUACGAACAUUGACCUGAAGAAAGCCAUGUUGUGCCACUGUCAGCCUGGAGCUCCAGCAGCUACUGUUGGACAUAGGAUGUGGAAGAGGGUUGCCUAUUGAGAAGAGAGUGCUCCAGAAACCCACGGUUGUCACUUCUCAGAGCUUCCUGUAGACUCAGCACAGCCACCUGCAGGUCUGCGAGGGACUCAGUGUAGCACCCUGUCCUGCCGGGUAUUUUGGAGGACGUAGUCUGGCACUGGGAACUCAUCUCUGGCUUUAGUAUCUUUAGCCUUCUCCAGAAAGACCUUUUACCAAAGUUGUUUCCAUGAGCUCAGGCGAUCUUCUGUGGCUGAGCUCGCCCAGCGCAAGCCUCUUUCUUCCUAGCCGGCUGUGCAGAUGUCUGUUUGUGCUGUAUGGGGCCGCUGCCAGCUGGGGAGUGGACUUGCUCUGAUAAGGAUAGCAGGCAGCCCGAACAUUUAUGUGAUCCACAAGCGAUCUAGGUUUUUAUAUGAUCAGUUCUGCACUUUUUAAUCCCUCUCAUAUUCUUUAAAAAAAAAUCUUUCUAGAAAUUAACUUGACCAUUUGUAAAACUUACCAAAGUGACGAACUGUAAAAACCCAACUGAUCAUUGAACCUACAGAACCUUAGUUUACUGACCAUAAGACAGUCCAUGUUCAAAUACUUUAAAAACAAAACUUCUGCUGUUUAAAAGACAGGAGCCAGUCAAGUAAAGUCAAACCCUGUGGGCUCCUCAGUCCUUCCCACCAGUCCCUGGUGCCUGAGAAUGUGGGACAGCAAAUCCUGAUCCAUGUGACAUGUCUGUCUCCUCAUUACAAAUACAAGUUAGUGGAGACCAUGUGCCCCUUACGCUACUGGGGACGAAUGCCUACAUCAUCUCUUAGAAGUGGGCCGGAGUGUGGACGCUCUGGACCCCCUCCCUCCCUUUCCUCUCUUCCUCCCCCUCUCGCCCUGAGCAUCUCUCAUUUUUUGUGAUAUGUAAAAAUAGGUGGUUCUUCCAGGCCCUUAAGAUCUUUAAUUUGCAUUUUUGUGUUUCACAAAGUUGAAGUGUCCUAUUCUUUUACAUCUCUUUCCACUUUCUAUCACCUGGCAUUUGUUUGCUGUUUUCCAUUUCCUGGCUCCAUGGUACCAUUGUUUGCCAGGGAGCCCCACAUGUGGCCCGCUGAGCUGUCAAUGCAGAUUUCCUAGACACCGGUGCCAGCUUAGAGCUCGCCCUUCUUUCUCCUGGCUUCUCUCGUUUACACAUGGACUCGGCCUCACCAGCUCCUGAGGAUUGGGAGAAAAUAGCUCAGUACAGAAUCAGUUUGGUCCUCGUGCAGAUGUAGUGACAUGUUGACAGCUAGACUCGGGGAAUUGAGCUGUCACCAGGUUAAUUCUCAGCUUCAUGAAGAAAGACUUAGCCCAGCACUUCAAAGCCUGAAAAAAAUUAAACCUGCCUCUUAAUCUAGUGUUCCAAAUUUCAGAAGAAAAGUGGGAAACCCUGGGCUCACGUGGGUUAUCUCAGCGCCCCACCAUCACUUGCAAGAAAGAUGCGCUGCUCUUCUCCUGGCUCCCCCGGUGCGGGCGAUGACGAUGACGUGUCCUUUGUCUUAAAUUCAUCCUCUUCUCAGAGGCGGGGAAAACAGUAAACAAAGCAUCUCAUGGACCUGUGCUGACGCGGAUGCUGUCAUUCUGUCAUAGCCGAAGAGUCCGAAAAGGUGUCCCACCUAGGCAUAACUCAAGGGGAAAAAUCUUUUUUUAAUGUUUAAAGAAAUCUACCUCAGUUGACAGGAUUCCACCUGCCCUAGGGUUUCUUCAGCUCUUCAGUCUUACCUGUUAGGUGUCACUGGGCAGCGCUCUGCUUGUCUGACCAAGCAGGCUGGCGAGGCACAGCCGAGCAGAAGUGUCUCAGUGUCCUGUAAUGACCUCUUCUAGCAUGUUGCAGUUUUAUAUUUGUUAAGUUGAUAAGUGAUAUGAAUGUAUAGGCAAUUGUGUAUGUUUUCAAAAAGGACAAUGAAAAUUUAAAAUGUAGCUUCCACACUUGUGCAUAAUUCCAAAGUAUCUUAUUUUAUCAGUGUUAAAUAGCUUUUGUACAGCUUCAGCCCAUUUUCCAGACGUGUGCUGUUUUAUACGGGAAGUAACUCAUGAUCUCACUCACGGAGCUGUGUUUACACAUCGCAAAUUUUUAACUUAAUGUGUUUUUCAGAAUUAACUUUUUUGGAGGGAGGAAAUUCCCCACUUGCUAAAUGAUACUAAACUGUUGUCUGGACUCUUAAGAAUCAGGUCUUUGGAUUUUAUAAACUAGUCUGUAGCUUUUUAGGUUCUUCAUUGGUUGGAUGUACAUAGAGAAUAUAAAACAACUCUCAGAUUCUUUUAAGCGUCUGAAGUUUUCCUUGGAUGCACACUCGGUCGGGUAUUAUGUUCACGCAGACUUUCAGCAUUAAAUUGAAAAGGUCCACCGCUUCUCUUAGUUAAUGUGAACCGUUUGUUUUUAUUGUGUUUGGUGGAGAAGAAUAAUACACUUCUUGCCUAAAUCCAGAAGCCCCCUUUGAAUGUUAAUUUUUUAAAAUGUUAGAAUUUGGUGAACAUCUGGAACAUGUAUUUGCAUUAUUUUUAAAUUUCAGUGUUUUAAAAAGCAGACCAUUCUGGGGUGUGUUUUUAUUGAUCUUUCAUUAAGAGAAAUUGAUAGGACUGGUUUUGGUUUUUGUUUUUGUUUUUUUUUUUUUUUUUGGUUUUCUGAGACAGGGUUUCUCUGUGUAGCCCUGGCUGUCCUGGAACUCACUUUGUAGACCAGGCUGGCCUCAAACUCAGAAAUCCCCCUGCCUCUGCCUCCCGAGUGCUGGGAUUAAAGGCGUGCGCCACCACACCUGGUGAUAGGACUGUUUUUUUAAGUGAGCUGUGUGGAUACAACUGAGUGUGUGGAAACUUUUUCCUAAAACAACAUUCAUGUAUUAUUUCGAUCCAUUUUUCUGUGACAUUUGGUGCAAUAAACUUUUUGAAUUUAUCUUGCUUA